UUUGUUAUAUUUGUGCAUAUUAUAAUGUCUGCUUCAUUUAAAAAUGAGAAAAAGAAAUUUAAUCAAAGUGAUCUUCGGAGGUUAAUGAAUGAACAUAAAGGGAAACAGGCGAAAACCACAAAGAAGAUUGAAUCACCUUUAGCAAAGUACAACGAAUCAGGUCAGCUUACAUGCAUACUUUGUAAAUCAGUUGUGAGAUCUGAGUCAGUUUGGACUGUUCACGUAAAUGCAAAACAGCAUAAGGAAAAUGUGGCAGCUGCAAAGCAAUUGAAAGAAAAAACAAAAAAUUUCACAACUGUACCAACGCCGGAAUCAUUCAAGAGGCCAGCAUCACCUGUAAAUGCAGGAGAGCCAAAAAGGUUAAGAGGAAUUUUAAAAAAUGGAACAGAAUCAAAUAUACCUAAUGACUUUUUUGAUGAUACAAGAAUAAAAACAGAAACAAUAGUUGUCAAAGAAGAAAAAAAUGAAGAUAGCGAAAAAAAUAAUAAUGAUGACCAAAAAAUGCAAGUCGAUCAUCAUGAAGAUCCUUUGCCUGAAGGAUUUUUUGAUGAUCCAGUUAUGGAUGCCAAGGCAAGAAAUCAAGAAUAUAAAGAUCCAAUUGAAGAGGAGUGGGAACGAUUUCAGAAAGAAAUGAAAGAACAGACUUCUCUAUCUGCUGCUAUAAUUGCAGAAGAUCAAGAAGAAGCAACAACCGAAAGACAAAUUGAAGAAAUAGAUGAACAAAUUCGAAAUUGGUCCAGAGUAUUGGAUCUAGAACGCAAAAAGGAACUGUUAGCUCGUAAUGCUGAUACGAAAAAGCAAGAAGAAAGUGAUUCAGAUGUAGAACUAGAAGAAACGGAUGAGUUUUUAGAUUGGCGAGGAAAAAAGUCUUAUAUUUAAUUUACUUUUAAUUAAUAUUUAUAAUUUUUUAUACAGUUAUAUACUUUAGAAUAUUUGAUUUGUAUUAGAGUA
Ctenocephalides felis (cat flea) is the source of this 951-nucleotide messenger RNA. RefSeq names its product zinc finger protein 830. Gene Ontology annotation, biological process: mitotic DNA replication checkpoint signaling; nuclear DNA replication; mitotic DNA damage checkpoint signaling. The coding region runs from base 25 to 879 and encodes 284 amino acids. The record is from RefSeq and is a predicted model, not a curated record. Gene Ontology annotation, cellular component: spliceosomal complex; nucleus. Gene Ontology annotation, molecular function: zinc ion binding; nucleic acid binding. The transcript is spliced from 4 exons. NCBI's taxonomy places the organism in Eukaryota, Metazoa, Arthropoda, Insecta, Siphonaptera, Pulicidae.